Molecule: messenger RNA, 5516 nt
Organism: Schistocerca cancellata (South American locust)
Lineage: Eukaryota; Metazoa; Arthropoda; Insecta; Orthoptera; Acrididae
Product: pancreas transcription factor 1 subunit alpha-like
Exons: 4
Biological process (GO): regulation of transcription by RNA polymerase II; developmental process
Molecular function (GO): RNA polymerase II transcription regulatory region sequence-specific DNA binding; DNA-binding transcription factor activity, RNA polymerase II-specific; protein dimerization activity
Source: RefSeq, a predicted model, not a curated record
AGGCGGCGCUGCAGCUCCGUGGGCGGCGGGGGCGGCGGGGGCGGUCGCUGCCCCCAGCAGCAGGUGCAGCAGCGGCAGGCGGCCAACCUGCGCGAGCGGAGGCGGAUGCAGAGCAUCAACGACGCGUUCGAAGGGCUGCGCGCGCACAUCCCCACCCUGCCCUACGAGAAGCGGCUGUCCAAGGUGGACACGCUGAAGUUGGCCAUCGGCUACAUCAACUUCCUGAGCGAGUUGGUGGCGUCGGACCGUGCGGGGGCGGCAGGAGGCGUCGGCGGCGGCGGCGGGGGUGGACUCGGGGGUGGCGGCUUGCGCGGCGUGGGCCACGGCCCGCUGCGCGAUCAGCCCAAGAAGGUCAUCCUCAGGGGAGGCUUCGGCUGCCCGUUCACGGCGCACUCGCUGUCAUGGUCGAGCAGCCGCACGGAGCGCACGCCCACCGCCGCCGGGCUGAUGUUCGCCAAGGUGUGGACUCCGGAGGACCCCAGGGCUGCCAGCAAGGCGGCCUCGGCUGUGCCAGCCGGCGACGCCCCCGCACCGGCGCCGCAGCGCUUCUGACGCCAGGUCGCGGUUUCACACAUCCUCUGACUGAAUUACGGAGUGAAUCCUCGCGUCGCUGUGCAGUGCGGACUUUUUGUGUCACAAAUGGCUGGGAGAUCACUGCAGAGACUGAAAGAAGUGACAGAUUGGACACGCCAUCGGCAGUGUCGUUCACGGCCGUGGAUUCAGCUCAAGUUACCCCUGUGAGGGACAGAAUGCUGUUUUGCUAUACCGUCGUCAUAAAUUGUUCAGCUCUCUGAUUAAUGGAAGGGAUAUACCAAAGGAGUAAUGUUACGAAGGUCUUACUGUGGCAGUGAAUGGCUAGCAGCCAGUGAACAGAGAGAAGCGUCGUCUACAAACAGUGAAAUCUCUAGUCACACGUACCGACAAAUUACCUAGGAUGUUUUGCUGCUUCAUCUGUCGUGUUCAAAAUUCAUUGUCUCCACUAGCUUGUUACUGAGCGGUCCCUAGAAUGGCUGACUGGUUGCGAACACAAAGUGUUUCCACAUCUACAUCCAUAUUCCAUGUACCACCUUAUAGUGUAUGAUGGAGGUUACUUUUAUUGCCGCUAUCAUUUCGCACCCUUUGCUCUUCCGUUCGCGAACGCCGCGUGGGAAGAAUGAUUGUCAGUAACCUUUCUGUAUGUCCUUUUUAUUAGUAUUGAGACUUUCCCCGUGUAUUUCUUAACUGUAAACUACUUUCAAUACAGUCAUAUUCAUGCACUUGUCUGUUCAAGCAAGCGACCUUGACGCAUUGGUAAUACCGGUCAGAUAACCGAAGUUAAGCGCUAUCGGGCUUGGCUAACACUUGGAUGGGUGACCGUCCGGUCUGCCGAGCGCUGUUGGCAAAAGGGGUGCACUCAGCCCUUGUGAGGCAAACUGAAGAGCUACUUGAGGGACAAGAAGCGGCUCCGGUCACGAAAACUGACAACAGCUGGGAUAACUCCGUGCUGACCGUGUGCCCCUCCGUACCCGCAUCCAGUGACGCCUGUCUGUGAGGGUGACACGGCGGCCGGUCGGUGCCGCUGGACCUUCAACGUCUGUACCGACGGUGUUUAGUUUAUUUUAUUUGUCUGUUCAAGCGCAGGUUGUGCUGUACCGUUAUCACCAUCUAGAGUUGUGGCGAUUCGUGAAUGAGUCGUUCAUUUGAACGACUCUAAAUAAAGAAUCGUAAGAAUCGAAUCGUGAUACGGACGAAUCGUCGUUCAAAAGAAUCGUAAAAACGAUUGCGUGUUUCCGAGUCGUGACGAUUCCAAGUUCCAACGAUUCAUCGAUUCUUAGUACGCUAUGCUUCGAAGCCCUCCAUGCUUCGAAGGCAACUUCCGAAUCAUGCCGAGUCGUGCCGAAUGAUUACGACCGCCAGAUGGCAGUCAAGUGGAGGAUGCGUGUGAACAAAGGAAGCUCGGAACGAACAAACGAAGUUCGUGGGCCGUAAUAUUACUCGUGAAAACCAAGCUGACACUUGGCGGUGUCGUCUUCUCGUGUAAAUAGUAGUGACAGCGGCAAGUUCUCAGACAAAUUAAAAGCAAAAUACCUAUGCUUUGUAUUUAGAAGAAAUGAAAGUUAAGCUACAUUUGCCUUGUGGGAGGGCUGUCAGCUGCGUUAUGAAUUACAAGGAUGAUGUGAACUUGGAAAGAUAUCUUAGCACAGAAAAACAUAGGAUGAUACGAGUCAAACCACAUCUGCCUCACUGCUAAAUUUUGUUACUAUAAAACAGACGUCUGUAGUUAGAUACGUUCAAGCCACACAACCAAACUGGCAUACCACGUAAUUUUGCACCACCUUUCGCAAAAAUCUACUCCUCUUUCCUGGCAUACUGUAAUAAAACAAUAGAGGCAAUCAAAUCAAACGUGACCUUUGAUCAAUUAAGGCAUAUAAAUCGAGAAUCACACUUGUAACGUCAUAUGCAUGUUUACUCAUAAAUAAACUAUUUCUGGCAUAUCUUAUCAUGACAGUUCGAUUCUAACCCCAUUGACAAUUUCAGGCAUGUCCUGCCAUCUGUGAGUAAGAGGUAGAACUUUUUGCCUUCCGUAAUAAUCGUGCCAUCGCAGACUAGAAUGAAUCGUGAAAGAAUCGUGAACGAAUCGUAGGAAUCGAUUCGCAAUGUGAGAUUGAAUCGUAGGAAUCGAAUCGGGAAAAAGAAUCGUAUUGCCCAACUCUAUUACCAUCACGUGCUUCUCUCGCAUACUUUUCUACACGAGCUACAUGUCGUUAUAGCUGUUGCUGCCUAGUAACACAUGUUUAACCACGGAACUAAGAAAGAAACAGUGGCGGCCGGUGCAAACUUUUACAAGUGUUCCACAAUAUUACGAAAAUAAACAGAAAACAAAAUCAUAAAAAAUUUAUUACAAUAAAAACUAGUACUCCAGACCUUCGACCAUAAAUAUAAUAGACUGGCCCUGACGUCAUUUUCGUGGCUCCAACAUCUCUGGGCUGAAGUCACGUGAAUGUUGGCAAAACAUGGUUGUUUCGUGUUGUGCUUAUAGCUGUACUAAGCGUUUUGUCGGGGAAAUGGCAUUACAUUUCACCUGUAAGUGUGUCUAAGAUAGUGCAGAUGCGUUUAUUGAAAUCUGCUGAAGUGACUUUUAUAUGUUUCUUACGCUUGAAAUAGAGUAUCACGUAUAUUAAAGUGUUGAAAGUGAUGCCUGUAAACUCAGACUCAUAUUACAUUUUGGAAAGUAUCUGUGAUGAUUCAGUUACAGAAGUAAGUAUAACUGUUUCUCGUUCCUACUCAUAGGUUCUGUAAGGAUGAAAACCGAAGGCAGCUUUGGAUACAGGCCUUGAAACGGAAAAACUUUAAGCCAUUUGCACAUACGCGCCUUUGCUCGAAGCACUUCGAGGAGAAGUGUUUUGAUAGGUUAGUUAUUAUUUACAAUGUAUAUCUAUAAUUUGUAUUUACAGUGUCUGUCAUUUUUAAACCUAGGCUCCAAAAUUAUUUUCUGAAACUGCAAAGUCUCACCUUUCAUCUAAAAUAUCAUUUUUUUUUAAACUAAUAGUUUAAACUUUUGUAAAAAUAGUGGGAACUGAACCUUUGAAGUGCACCUAAAAUUGAUACUCUAAAAUGGACCUGCUCCUAAAGUAAACAAUUUUGACACCUAUAAUUGACAUAAUUCCCAUAGCCCAUUUUCUUUUAUAAGUGACUAAAGCUCGAAACGUGGCGAAUACAAUGUUUAAAGUUUUGACACGAGCCCACUCUUACUGUUUAAAAGAAUUUUAACGACAUUUUACUAUAAUUGAUAGUUUAUAGUAAUUUCGUCCCACUGCCCACCAGAGUGGCGUUCGAUGUAUUUGUUAGAUUUUAUAAAUGGUACUUUGAACAAAUCCAGGUCAAAUGUAGUUCUGGCAUAAUUUUUCACAAAUAAGAAAGUAGUUUUUGUUGGAAGCGUUUGGCAGUCAAUUGAGAAAUGUGGGGAAAAUCCGAUACAAACAUAGGAUGGCAGACCGCUGAUUUGAAAUCCCGCCACGUUUUGCCAACAGUCACGUGGUGUAUGUUGGAGCCACACCAGCCGUAUAGCUUCUGCACAGCAAGGCCAGUCUACUAGUAUCUAUGGUCGAAGCUCCAGACAAAAAAUGAAGUCUGGGACAAUUCUAGUGUCCGAUUCCACUCGGCGGCUUUGGGCAACGACGUCAGAGACGCCACAUAGAGGCAAUCUUUGAAAGCAACGGAUCAUAUUAGGAAACAAAUGAAUGUAGCACACGAUAAAAAUUACAAACACAGUUCACGUGAUCAAUUACUUGGCCCCAAAUUACACUGACAAGAACUAAAAGUAGCGAAAGGAAAUAAGAACGGAAAAAGAGAAGUAUACAAGUCUGAAAUAAAUUAUUAUCGUAAUUUAUGUGAGUAAGAAAAGCACAGAGAACCUUUACAUAUAGUACAGUUCAGUGCAUUGUGAAGCCAUAUUAUGAAUCAGGGUUAACUUUCAAUACUAAUUGUUAAAUCUAACGGGACGAGUAAACAAGUAACGAAAAUAAUAUAUUUGCAGUAGUCUUCUAAACUGUAUAUCUCAUAGAUACUCAAAUAUACAUUCAUACCUGUACAAAUAUGUACAAUUAAUACUUGUUCCACAGGUCACAAAUACAUUUCAUAAUGAUGUGGAACAUUUCAGCUUAACAUACGAUUUUUUUACACAAUAUAAUUAAAUACAUAAAAAUAUGUGGAUACGUACACAUGUCCAUUCCUAUUCCCAAGUGCAUGACUUUCUUCAUGCUCACUUCAACUGAACGAUUAUGUUGUUUAAUUUAGGUGCUUUGCCCUUGAAGGUCAUUUCAAAAGUCAAAACAUAAUGUGGAGAAAGUACCAGUCGGCCUUGCCUUUAGCUCAGCAAGGGACGUGUCCUCGCCCAGUCCAUGAGCUAUUGGAAACACUGAGUUAUACACUCUCUCAAUUACAGCUUUGAAUAUUAUAAAAAUAUAUUUACAUUUUUGAGGCAUGAGAUUAAAAAGAGUUUCAAUAAAAACAAGCAGUGGCAGGCAAUGAACGUAUCGGAUCUAAAUUUUGUUAUGUGUUUGAACGUUGUAUAAAGGGAACUACGUAAAGUAAAGAAAGACACUGAUGGAUCUUAGUCAUCAUGGAGACUGUCUUGUUUUCCAAGAGUGGGGGAAAAAAGAAAUUUCUAAUAAUGUAGGUGAAAAUUUGCCAAAUUGUAAAAAAGUGAAUCUUUGCCCUUAUGUCCUGCAGAAAUGGCCCAAAAGUCUCCUUUCUUACCAUUAAACUUCCUUCAGCCUUUGCCAUUAUAUCUUUUCCUGCCUUUAUGUUGUCAUAUAUGUCAACAUUGUGGUAAAUUGAGUAGGCCUACACUCAUGCAGCUAAUACCAUAAUUUAACAAUUUUUGAAACAUGUGGCCACAACCGAGAAUCACUAUUGAAUUCUAGUCAGCCCUAGUCGAGAUAUUAUUUUAUUCUAUUAUAUUUAUUAUCGAAGCCUGCCAAAUCUUCAAAUGAGUUGUGAUCUCUGUGUAAUUAUUAUAUAGCAUCUUGAUGUUA